ACAGCCGUUUAGAUCAGCUAGUGUUUGACUGACUCUCUGGCUGGAUGCACUGACAGCCAGUCCUGCUGCAUCGUCAGCUAUCCUUCAGUUUCUGCAGUGGCCCGGGAUCGGUCCUUAGUGAUUUCACUGCCUUGACUCACCACAUAAAUCUUUUACAGCGGGAAUCCACUUAAAGCUUUUGGAGUUUUCUUGUGAACCGUCAAGCAGGACUAGAGACAUAUUUCAAGCCAGGACAGGAUACUGAACAGGGACCAAAAGGGAAUCAGGUGGGACCCACAAGUGACUCGCGACCCUCUGGUUUGGGAAUCAUUCAUUGACUGGACGUAAGGCAGGACCUUGGGCCACCAGGCCUGUCUCUUCUCUCCUCUCUUUCCUUCAGCCUGUGGAGUAACUGGGCCUCAGGAUGGAGUGCAUAAAGCACAUUAUAAAGAGCAUGGUCUCUGUGAAGGUUUGGGCAUACAUCAAGGGCUACUGUAAACGCAAUGGGUUGCUGACGCUCUCGGUCAUCGCCGUGGUUUCUGGCUGUGUGCUCGGCUUCUCCCUCCGCAGCUUCAACCUCUCCACGCAGGCUAAGAUCUACUUCUCGUUCCCUGGAGAACUGCUGAUGAGGAUGUUGAAGAUGCUGAUCCUGCCUCUCAUCACAUCCAGUCUGAUGUCGGGGCUGUCAGCCAUGGACACUAAGGCCAGCGGGCGGCUGGGGGUGCUAACCAUCACUUACUACCUGUGGACCACCUUCAUCGCUGUCAUCGUCGGCAUCAUCCUGGUGCUGGUCAUCCACCCUGGUACGGGCACAGAGAAGGACGGGCACAGAGCAGGGUCAGGGCCCGUUAUGACUUCUGCUGAUGCUCUGCUGGACCUCAUCAGGAACAUGAUUCCCUCCAAUCUGAUAGAGGCAACUUUUCAACAGUACCGUACAGACCUGGUGCCCAUAGUAGCCUCCAGUUUGGUGGAGUCCCAGGCCAACUACGUCUACGUGAUGCCCGACCACAACAACCCUCAGCUGGGCCACCCGGUCUUCCUGGAGAUCACCCCAGCUCCAGACAUCAAGUACAAGAUUGUCCCUGGCCACAGCUCUGGCAUGAACGUACUGGGGAUUGUCAUUUUCUCUGCUACUAUGGGCCUGCUCCUGGGGAAGAUGGGCGAGAGAGGCGCUCCAUUGGUCAAUGUGUGUCAGUGUGUCAACGAGUGUGUUAUGAAGAUCAUCAAUGCUGCCAUGUGGUAUUUCCCUUUCGGCAUUGUGUUCCUGGUAGCAGGGAAGAUCCUGGACAUGCAUGACCCCGCCCACCUGGGAGAGAAGCUGGGGAUGUACUUCAUCACAGUGUUAGCCGGCCUGUUUGUCCACGGACUCAUCCUGCUGCCGCUCUUCUACUUUGUAAUCACACGCAAAAACCCCUUCACCUACAUCAGAGGCCUGCUACAGGCUCUGGUCAUCGCCCUGGCAACCUCCUCCAGUUCUGCCACCCUGCCCAUCACCAUGAAGUGUCUGUUGGAGAACUGUGGAGUGGACAGACAGAUCGCCAGGUUUGUCCUUCCAGUCGGAGCCACCAUCAACAUGGACGGGACAGCCCUCUACGAGGCCGUGGCAGCCAUUUUUAUCGCUCAGGUCAACGAGUACGAACUGGACUUUGGUCAGCUGGUCACCAUCAGUAUCACAGCAACAGCGGCCAGUAUCGGGGCUGCUGGGAUUCCGCAGGCGGGCCUGGUUACCAUGGUGAUCGUCUUGACCUCUGUGGGGCUGCCGCCCGCUGACAUCACACUGAUCGUGGCCAUCGACUGGGUCCUGUAAGUGUCUGACCGUGAGAGUGUUUGUGGACUGGGUCCUGUAAGUGUCUGACCGUGAGAGUGUUUGUGGACUGGGUCCUGUAAGUGUCUGACCGUGAGAGUGUUUGUGGACUGGGUCCUGUAAGUGUCUGACCGUGAGAGUGUUUGUGGACUGGGUCCUGUAAGUGUCUGACCGUGAGAGUGUUUGUGGACUGGGUCCUGUAAGUGUCUGACCGUGAGAGUGUUUGUGGACUGGGUCCUGUAAGUGUCUGACCGUGAGAGUGUUUGUGGACUGGGUCCUGUAAGUGUCUGACCGUGAGAGUGUUUGUGGACUGGGUCCUGUAAGUG
This is a messenger RNA of Oncorhynchus tshawytscha (Chinook salmon), 2109 nucleotides long. RefSeq names its product excitatory amino acid transporter 5-like. Gene Ontology annotation, molecular function: L-glutamate transmembrane transporter activity; glutamate:sodium symporter activity; neutral L-amino acid transmembrane transporter activity. Gene Ontology annotation, cellular component: plasma membrane. Lineage: Eukaryota; Metazoa; Chordata; Actinopteri; Salmoniformes; Salmonidae. The coding region runs from base 404 to 1786 and encodes 460 amino acids. The transcript has 7 exons. The record is from RefSeq and is a predicted model, not a curated record. Gene Ontology annotation, biological process: L-glutamate transmembrane transport.